Messenger RNA from Seminavis robusta, 1184 nucleotides. The record is from the annotation of a GenBank genome assembly. NCBI's taxonomy places the organism in Eukaryota, Bacillariophyta, Bacillariophyceae, Naviculales, Naviculaceae.
AUCUUUGGAUCUUUCAGUUCUCCCGAGCUUCCACAAUCGCAAGUUCCUUGCUCCCCACUGCUGUCAAUAGUCAACUAAUGGUAAUAUAUAACGAUGAUGCUGCAAAGGAUUGUAUAUCUCUACGUGAGCCUACUGCUCAGUUCUUACCCGGGACAAUGUCUGAUGAUGAGCGCUUCUGCUUCCUCGACGCCAGCCAAGAAACUGGUGAUUGUCACGGGUGGUUCGCGUGGCAUCGGCCGUGCCACUUGUGUUUGGUUGGCCUCCAAAGGAUACCAAGUAGCCGUCAAUUAUAAUAAUGGCGAAGAAGCUGCCCAAGAAGUGGUGGCUGAAAUUGAAUCCGCCGGAGGAUCUGCCAAGGCUUUUCAAUGCGAUAUUGGAGAAGAAACACAAGUGGAAGAAAUGUUUGAAGACGUCAUGGGACACUUUGGGAUGCCACCCACCGGAUUGGUGGCCAAUGCUGGGAUUAUGGAGGCCAUGGAAAAGGAUAUCCGAAAGGUUUCUACCGAAACACUGGAGCGGGACUUGAAGGUCAAUACCAUGGGUACCUUCUUUUGCACGCGAGCGUUUGUCAAGCACUGCAGCGUCAACAACGAAAAGGGAGGACAAGGAGGAUCCAUUGUCGUAGUCAGCUCGGUAUCGGCAGAGUCGGCACUGAUCCUAGCCUACGGCAUGUCCAAAGCAGCGCUAGAAGCCAUGGUGAAUGGAUUGUCCAAACAAUUGCCAUUGGAGGGAAUUCGAAUCAACACGAUCAUUCCGGGGCUGAUUGAUACCGGCUUGGCAGCCCCAGAAAUUAUUGAAACCAUGAAAGGAUUCAUCCCUCUCCGUAGAGCAGGCGAUCCAACCGAGGUGGCUCAGGCCAUUGAAUUCCUGCUAUCCGAUGCUAGUUCCUACUGCAGUGGAACCAAACUAAAAGUUUCGGGUGGAUUGUAAUACCGGUACUGGUAAGAAACAGUUCAUUUGUCACGCAUGGAUUCAAUUCCAUGAUACAACAAAACACGAUAAUCUGAGACCGACUGGCUGGCAAGAACAGCCACGGUACUACAGCUACGAUAGGCGACGGUGAGUCCGGAGACUAAUUCAUUACUUUUACCAGCUAGCAAAAUUUGACAAGCAAAUCCACAGAAACUGUUCAUAGAUGCCGGCCGCCCCAAUGGUCCUUUCUUGAUAGCAGUAGUUGUUUGUUU